AUGUUAGAGACCAUUAUCGAGUUGAAAGAUAAUGCGUGGGUGUUCCAUGCACUACGCAACCUCUUCUCGGACCAGGGCCGACUUAAAGAGGCCGAGGCGAUGUACGACCGGGCUCUUCAAGGCUACGAGAAGGCAUUAGGACCAGACCACACGUCAACACUCGACUUAGUUCAUUGCCUAGGCCUUCUCUACUCGGGCCAGGGCCGACUGAAAGAGGCCGAGGCCAUGUACGAACGGGCUCUUCAAGGCAAGGAGAAGGCACUUGGGCCUGGCCACACAUCAACACUCGCGACGGUCGGCAAUCUAGGCAACCUCUACUCCGACCGAGCUCUUCAAGGCUACGAAAAGAUAUUAGGACCAGACGCCAUAAAGACGUAUAUUCCCGCCUUGAACACACUUCAAGACCUUGGCUCUAUGUUUGAGGAGCUUGGCGAGAAUAGCAAAGCUAUCUCAUACCAUCAACAGGCACAGAACGGCCUUUUAUCCGUACUAGGGUCACAGAACGAGCGAUUUACAAAUUUAUCUGACAAAAUCGCCUCAUUACAGCUUGCUGUAAAAGAUAUGGAUGUUGUGCUUCGCCCCCAGACCGACUAG
Messenger RNA from Colletotrichum orchidophilum, 594 nucleotides. RefSeq lists its product as uncharacterized. Gene Ontology annotation, molecular function: protein binding. The coding region runs from base 1 to 594 and encodes 197 amino acids. Lineage: Eukaryota; Fungi; Ascomycota; Sordariomycetes; Glomerellales; Glomerellaceae. The transcript has a single exon. The record is from RefSeq and is a predicted model, not a curated record.